AUGUUCAAGACAAACUGUACAAUACUUUCAAAUUUCAUUUUUCUGGGAUUUGCCCACUACCCCAAAGUUGAGAUCAUCAUAUUUAUGUUGUGCCUGCUGAUGUACUUGAUCACUUUGCUGGGCAAUAUUAUUCUGAUCUCCAUCAGCAUUCUGGAUACCCACCUACACACCCCCAUGUACUUCUUCCUCAGCAACCUCUCCUUUUUGGACAUCUGGUAUACCUCUUCUGCUCUCACUCCAAUGCUGGUCAACUUUGUUUCAGGAAGAAACACCAUCUCAUUCUCUGGGUGUGCCGUUCAGAUGUAUUUCUCUCUUGCCAUGGGGUCCACUGAGUGUGUGCUCCUAUCCAUGAUGGCAUAUGACCGGUAUGUAGCUAUCUGCAACCCCCUUAGGUAUCCCAUCAUCAUGAACAGGAGAGUUUGUGCACACAUUUCAGCUGGCUCCUGGGUGACGGGCUGCCUCACUGCCCUUGUGGAAACAAUAUCUGUGCUACAGUUGUCUCUCUGUGGUAAUAACAUCAUUAAUCAUUUCACCUGUGAAAUUCUGGCUGUCUUGAAACUGGUUUGUGUAGAUACCUCCAUGGUAGAAUUCCUGAUGCUGGUGAUCAGCAUACUUCUCCUUCCUAUGCCAAUGCUCCUUAUUUGUAUCUCUUAUGGCUUCAUCCUCUCCAAUAUUCUGAGAAUCAGCUCAGUGGAUGGCAGAAGCAAAGCCUUUUCAACAUGUGCAGCCCACCUGACUGUGGUAGUUUUAUUUUAUGGGACAGCUCUUUCUAUGUACCUGAAGCCUUCUGCUGUAGAUUCACAGGAAAUAGAUAAAUUUAUGGCUUUACUCUAUGUGGUUUUGACCCCCAUGUUGAAUCCAAUCAUCUAUAGUCUAAGGAAUAAAGAGGUAAAAAUGGCUGUGAAAAGAUUGAUGAUUAGAAACUCUUUUUGUGCUCUCUUAUUUCCAGUAGCAAAUAAUCUUGAUCAACAUUAA
This is a messenger RNA of Chrysochloris asiatica (Cape golden mole), 975 nucleotides long. RefSeq names its product olfactory receptor 13F1-like. Gene Ontology annotation, biological process: G protein-coupled receptor signaling pathway. The transcript has a single exon. Gene Ontology annotation, cellular component: membrane. Lineage: Eukaryota; Metazoa; Chordata; Mammalia; Afrosoricida; Chrysochloridae. The record is from RefSeq and is a predicted model, not a curated record. The coding region runs from base 1 to 975 and encodes 324 amino acids. Gene Ontology annotation, molecular function: G protein-coupled receptor activity; olfactory receptor activity.